This is a messenger RNA of Fusarium pseudograminearum CS3096, 2994 nucleotides long. RefSeq lists its product as uncharacterized. Bases 1 to 2994 code for a protein of 997 amino acids. The record is from RefSeq and is a predicted model, not a curated record. The transcript is spliced from 4 exons. Gene Ontology annotation, cellular component: membrane. Lineage: Eukaryota; Fungi; Ascomycota; Sordariomycetes; Hypocreales; Nectriaceae. Gene Ontology annotation, biological process: calcium ion transmembrane transport; intracellular calcium ion homeostasis. Gene Ontology annotation, molecular function: ATP binding; ATP hydrolysis activity; P-type calcium transporter activity.
AUGGAGACUGCCUUCGCGAAGCCGGCUGGCGAUGUCCUCGCCAGCUUCAACGUGAACGAAAAUACUGGCCUCAGUGACGCGCAGGUCACUGAAUUACGCAGCAAACAUGGGCGCAACUCCAUUCCCGAGGAGCCUCCCACUCCCCUCUGGGAACUUAUUCUCGAGCAAUUCAAGGACCAACUUGUCAUUAUCCUUCUCGGUUCCGCCGCUGUAUCUUUUGUUCUAGCCUUGUUCGACGAGGAAGAAGGAUGGAGCGCCUUUGUCGACCCCAUUGUUAUCCUUACCAUCCUCAUCCUCAACGGUGUUGUCGGAGUCUCCCAGGAAAGCAGCGCCGAGAAGGCCAUCGCCGCCUUGCAAGAAUAUUCGGCCAACGAAGCCAAUGUGGUGCGAAACGGUGGCCAGGUCUCACGAGUAAAAGCCGAAGAGCUGGUCCCCGGUGAUAUUGUUACUGUCCACAUCGGUGACCGUAUCCCUGCCGAUUGCCGACUUGUCUCUAUCGAAAGCAACAGUUUCUCUGUCGACCAAGCAGUUCUUACUGGAGAGAGUGAGAGUGUCGGAAAACGCGCUUCCACGGUUGUCGAAGACGACAAGGCCGUUCUACAGGAUCAGACCAACAUGUUGUUCUCUGGAACAACAGUGGUUACCGGUCGCGCUCGAGCCGUCGUCGUCCUCACUGGUUCCAACACCGCCAUCGGAGAUAUUCACGAGAGCAUCACUGCUCAGAUCUCGGAGCCCACCCCCUUGAAGCAGAAGCUUAACGAUUUUGGUGACAAACUAGCCAAGGUCAUUACUGUCAUCUGUAUCCUGGUCUGGCUCAUCAACAUCCCCAACUUUAACGACCCUAGUCACGGUAACUGGACCAAGGGUGCCAUCUACUACCUCAAGAUUGCCGUCUCUCUUGGUGUCGCCGCUAUCCCUGAGGGCUUGGCUGUUGUUAUUACCACCUGUUUGGCUCUUGGAACGAGAAAGAUGGCCGCGAAGAACGCUGUGGUCCGAAGCCUUCCCUCUGUCGAGACUCUUGGAAGCUGCAGUGUCAUCUGCUCCGACAAGACUGGUACCUUGACCACCAACCAAAUGAGUGUGAACAAGGUUGUGCAUCUGAACGAAGACGGUAGCGAUCUUAGCGAGCUUGAUGUUGAGGGCACUACUUUCGCUCCUCGAGGAUCCAUCAAGGCCAGCGGUGUCAUCGUUCGGGACCUUCAUGUCACGUCCAACACAAUUCGUCAAAUGACCCAGGUCGCCGCCAUCUGCAACGACGCCCAGCUUGCUUACGAUUCCCAAUCUGCCACCUUUUCCAGCAUCGGUGAACCCACCGAGGGCGCUCUUCGAGUUCUCGUCGAGAAGAUUGGACCUUGCGCUCCCACCGAUACCCGCCCCGAAGAUUGUGUUCAUUAUGCCAGCGCUGCCUACCAGAAGGAACUUCCCCGUCUCGCCACAUACGAAUUCUCCCGUGAUCGCAAGAGCAUGUCCGUCUUGGUUGGCAGUGGCAGCAACAAGAAGCUCCUGGUCAAGGGUGCUCCCGAGUCUGUCAUCGAUCGCUGCACAGAGACCCUCGUUGGCUCCAAUGGCAAAAAGGUCCCCCUCACCAAGAAGAUUUCAGACCGUUUGAUGACUGAGAUUGUACGAUACGGCAACAACGGUCUCCGAGUUAUCGCCUUCGCCAGCAUUGACAACGUGCCCGAGAACCCUCUUCUCCAGACCGCUGAUACCACCGAGCAAUACGCUCAGCUUGAACAAAAGAUGACUUUCCUCGGACUUGUUUGCAUGCUUGACCCUCCUCGUGAGGAGGUCCCUCAUGCUGUUAAGCAAUGCAAGGACGCUGGUAUCCGUGUCAUUGUUAUCACUGGCGACAACCGCAACACUGCUGAGAGCAUCUGCCGACAGAUUGGUGUCUUUGGCCAGCACGAGGACCUCACUGGAAAGAGCUACACUGGCCGCGAGUUUGAUCAACUCUCUCCUAACGAGCAACUCGAGGCAGCCAAGUGUGCCUCUCUGUUCUCCCGUGUUGAGCCCAGCCACAAGUCCCGACUGGUCGAUCUCCUUCAGUCUCUUGGCGAAGUUGUUGCCAUGACUGGUGAUGGUGUCAAUGACGCUCCUGCUCUGAAGAAGGCUGAUAUCGGUGUUGCCAUGGGUUCUGGAACCGAUGUCUCCAAGCUGGCCGCCGACAUGGUCCUCGCUGACAGCAACUUUGCCACUAUCGAGGUCGCUAUUGAGGAGGGACGCUCCAUCUACAACAACACUCAACAGUUCAUCCGUUAUCUCAUCUCCUCCAACAUUGGCGAAGUUGUUUCCAUCUUCCUCACGGCUGCUCUUGGCAUGCCCGAAGCCCUGGUUCCUGUUCAGCUUCUUUGGGUAAACCUUGUCACCGAUGGUCUUCCUGCCACCGCUCUGUCUUUCAACCCUCCUGAUCACGACAUCAUGAAGCGUCGCCCUCGCAAGCGAGACGAACCCCUCAUUGGUGGCUGGCUGUUCUUCCGUUAUCUCGUCAUUGGUACAUACGUUGGUCUUGCUACUGUUGCUGGAUACGCCUGGUGGUUCAUGUACAACACGGAGGGCCCCCAGAUCACUUUCCGCCAGCUCACUCGCUUCCACCACUGCUCAGCUGAAUACCCUGAGAUCGGCUGCGCUAUGUUCUCCAACAACAUGGCCAAGUCGGCUUCGACUGUCUCGUUGUCUAUCCUGGUCGUCAUUGAGAUGUUCAACGCCAUCAACGCCCUGUCAUCCAGUGAAUCCCUUCUCACUCUGCCUCUGUGGAAGAACAUGAUGCUCGUCUACGCCAUUGCUCUGUCCAUGGCCCUUCACUUCGCCCUCCUCUACAUUCCCUUCCUUCAGGGUCUGUUUUCCAUUGUUCCCCUUAACACCCUGGAGUGGAAGGCAGUUGUUCUUAUUAGUGCCCCAGUUGUGCUCCUCGACGAGAUACUCAAGGCUAUUGAGCGACAGUUUUUCAUGCAGACAACAAUCGACGUUUCCCUCAAGACAAAGAAAGAGCAAUAG